ACUGAACACCGCAUUCGACGUACGCGAAAGCUGCAGCGGACAAACGCGAUUGGUGCCGAAGAGGGUCCUGGUGAUUCCGCAAUACACAGGCGAACGGGUGAAGGCAGCCAAACGGCGACCUAGCCACAUGUUUAAAUUACCUAUCUAACUACGUUUAUUGGGUAGUUCGCUAUUUAAAAAGAAAGGGUCCUAGGUACAUUUCAGGCUGCGAUGGUGGUUUAAAUCACUAUUUCUAACGUUUCACGGGAGAGCUCGUGGAGCAUAACCGGCGAAUUCAAGCAGAGGCAAACAGUUAGCAACCCUUAGCCUGUUAGCUAACCGUUAGCUGAGCUGCCGCUAAUCGUCCACUCUCUGGCACCUGCACGCCGUGUUGCGCUGUGCUACGGCCAAUUAACCGUCAGUCAGCAACGUGGACCCCCGUUCUGUAUAUUUCAGGUAUUUUUUUUUGUUUAAACCACGGGGUGAAACCACCGGAGCCGAGACCCGUGAUAGUUUGAGGUUGGGACCAAUAGGGCGAAACAAGCGGUGUCCUCAAGUGGCUGUUCACCAUGGACAACGCUCACACGAAGACGGUCGAGGAAGUUUACAGCUUUUUUAACGUGAACGAAAGCACGGGCCUGAGUUCGGAGCAAGUGAAAAAGCAACGGGAGCGAUAUGGACCCAACGAACUGCCGGCUGAAGAGGGUAAAUCUCUCUGGGAACUAGUGAUUGACCAGUUUGAGGAUUUGCUCGUGAGGAUCCUUUUACUUGCUGCCUGCAUAUCUUUUGUGCUGGCCUGGUUUGAAGAGGGAGAAGAAACCAUAACAGCCUUUGUGGAGCCUUUUGUUAUCCUUCUUAUUCUCAUAGCGAACGCUAUUGUUGGAGUCUGGCAGGAACGAAAUGCAGAAAAUGCCAUCGAAGCACUAAAAGAGUAUGAGCCGGAGAUGGGGAAGGUGUACCGCCAGGAUAGGAAGAGUGUCCAGAGAAUCAAGGCCAGGGACAUUGUUCCUGGGGACAUUGUGGAGGUGGCAGUUGGUGAUAAAGUGCCUGCAGACAUAAGGCUGACUUCUAUCAAGUCAACCACGCUGAGGGUAGACCAGUCAAUUUUAACAGGAGAGUCGGUGUCUGUGAUCAAACACACCGACCCGGUGCCUGACCCGCGUGCUGUCAACCAGGACAAGAAAAACAUGCUUUUUUCUGGAACCAACAUCGCAGCUGGGAAGGCUGUCGGUGUGGUGGUGGCCACGGGAGGGAACACGGAGAUCGGCAAAAUCCGAGAUGAGAUGGCUUCAACGGAACAGGAGCGCACACCGCUGCAGCAGAAGCUAGAUGAGUUUGGACAGCAACUGUCCAAGGUCAUUACACUGAUCUGCAUUGCUGUGUGGAUCAUCAACAUUGGGCAUUUUAAUGAUCCUGUCCAUGGAGGUUCCUGGAUCCGAGGUGCUGUCUACUACUUCAAGAUUGCUGUGGCUCUUGCAGUUGCUGCUAUCCCUGAGGGCCUGCCUGCUGUCAUCACUACUUGCCUAGCGCUAGGAACACGCCGCAUGGCCAAAAAGAAUGCCAUUGUCCGUAGUUUGCCUUCAGUGGAGACCCUUGGUUGUACAUCUGUCAUCUGCUCUGACAAGACUGGGACGCUGACCACCAAUCAGAUGUCUGUGUGCAGGAUGUUUAUCAUUGACAAAGCAGCAGGAGAGCAUUGUUCCUUGAAGGAAUUCACAGUUACGGGCUCCACAUAUUCGCCAGAUGGAGAAGUGUACCAUGAUGGCAAGACGGUUAAAUGUUCCCAAUAUGAUGCCUUGGUGGAGCUGGCCUCUAUCUGUGCCCUCUGUAACGAUUCCUCAUUGGACUAUAAUGAGACCAAAGGUGUGUAUGAGAAAGUGGGUGAGGCUACAGAGACAGCUCUCACUUGCUUGGUGGAGAAGAUGAAUGUGUUUGAUACAGACGUCAAAGGCCUCUCCAAGAUUGAACGUGCCAACUCCUGUAACUCUGUGAUUAAGCAGCUGAUGAAAAAAGAAUUUACCCUGGAGUUUUCUCGGGAUCGCAAAUCCAUGUCUGUGUACUGCACUCCCAACAAAGCCCGCUCAUCUGUUGGCAAGAUGUUUGUAAAGGGAGCCCCUGAAGGAGUGAUUGACAGGUGCACACAUGUUCGCGUGGGCAGCAACAAGGUGCCUUUGACGCCCGGCAUCAAGGAAAAACUAAUGUCUGUGAUCAGAGAGUAUGGAACAGGCAGGGACACACUGCGCUGCCUGGCACUUGCCACCCGGGAUAACCCACUGAGCAAAGAUGAACUAGUUUUAGAAGACUCCACUCGCUUUAUUGAGUAUGAGACUGACCUGACAUUUGUUGGCUGCGUGGGCAUGCUGGAUCCUCCCAGAGCAGAGGUGGCGGCCUCCAUUAGACUGUGCCGCCUUGCGGGCAUUCGAGUGAUUAUGAUAACUGGCGACAACAAGGGCACAGCUGUGGCUAUCUGCAGACGUAUUGGCAUUUUUGGGGAGGAAGAUGACGUCUCCAGCAUGGCCUUCACUGGCAGAGAGUUUGAUGACCUCUCACCUGCUGCACAGAGGGAAGCUGUGGUCAAAGCUCGCUGCUUUGCCCGUGUUGAGCCCUCACACAAGUCCAAGAUUGUUGAAUAUCUGCAGUCCUAUGAUGAGAUCACAGCAAUGACUGGUGAUGGAGUAAAUGAUGCCCCUGCUCUAAAGAAGGCUGAGAUUGGUAUCGCCAUGGGCUCAGGCACAGCUGUGGCUAAAACGGCCUCUGAGAUGGUGCUGGCUGACGACAACUUUUCCACCAUCGUAGCUGCUGUGGAGGAAGGAAGAGCCAUUUACAACAACAUGAAACAGUUCAUCCGAUACCUGAUUUCUUCCAAUGUGGGCGAAGUUGUCUGUAUCUUCCUGACGGCAGCUCUAGGCUUCCCUGAAGCACUCAUCCCUGUUCAGCUGCUUUGGGUCAACCUGGUGACUGAUGGUUUGCCUGCCACUGCCUUGGGCUUCAACCCACCAGACCUGGACAUCAUGAACAAACCUCCACGCAAUGCCCGUGAGCCACUCAUCUCUGGAUGGCUCUUUUUCAGAUACCUAGCUAUUGGAUGUUACGUGGGCGCUGCCACUGUUGGUGCUGCUGCCUGGUGGUUUGUUGCUGCUGAGGAUGGCCCAAAGAUCACCUUUCAUCAGCUGAGUCACUUUUUGCAGUGUGGUCCAGAGAAUCCUGACUUUGAAAAUCUGGACUGUAAGGUGUUUGAGUCCCCUUACCCGAUGACCAUGGCCCUGUCGGUGCUGGUCACCAUUGAGAUGUGCAAUGCCCUGAACAGCGUGUCGGAGAACCAGUCUCUGCUACGUAUGCCUCCCUGGGAGAAUGUGUGGCUCCUGGGAGCCAUCUGCCUCUCCAUGUCCCUUCACUUCCUCAUCCUCUACGUGGAGCCUCUUCCAAUAAUCUUCCAGAUCACCCCUCUCAACCUGACACAGUGGCUGAUGGUGCUCAAGAUAUCUCUGCCUGUCAUUCUGCUGGAUGAGCUGCUCAAGUUUGCUGCCAGAAACUACCUGGAGCCUGGUAAAGACCUGGAGAAGCCGGCCAGCUCGAGAGGCUGCUGCCUCUCUGCAUGUAUGGAGGGAAUUUCCUGGCCCUUCGUGGCCAUAUGCCUCCCGAUGGUCCUCUGGAUCUACAGCACAGACACUAACAUGGCCGACAUGUUCUGGUCCUGACUGACUUGAGCACAACCUCAACUUUUCAAUUUCUCUCCCCACCCCCAACACCACCACUUCCUCCUCCCUCCUUCCUCUCUGCCUUCCUACAUGUGCAUAGCUAGCGUGUGUGCGCGUGUUUGUAGAGUUAGUGCGUGUGUGUGUGUGCUUGUGCGUGCCUACCGUGUAUGUACGAGGAGGACCAACUUUAUCAGAUUAAACGUAACAAAUAAUAUAAUGCGUUAACAUUAGGAAGUCACUAGUUUGACUUGGGAUAGGAUGUGUGAAUGCGUGAGACGUUGAAUACGAGGGUUAAAGGCCACCACUCCCCCUGUUGCUGGUUGAAAAGAAAGUAUACUGUUCCCAUCAUUUACUUUUGGUCUAAUGUCAAUAUUGCCUUUAAGAUUUUAAUUUUUAUGUUCUGGGAAUAUCAUUUGUUUUAUCACUACAGUAACAGUAGAUUUUGUUUAGCGCUUCUCUUAAUGAGGAAACAUUUAGGACUUCAUCCAUUGAUCUGUACAGAGAAUGAACACUAUUUUAUGCAACUUUAUUUUUAUGGCUGUGUAAACGGUUUGACCAGCGUGGCUUAGACAUAAUGCCUUUCUUUAUGUUCCAAUGUUUACCAUCGUGUCUUCAGUAUAAACACAGAACUCUUUCAGAGAGGACAGCUUCCAUGUGACAGACAAGGACGGGGAGAGGUUUGGGAGUGAAUGUUGAAUGCUCUGCUUAAACAAAAGAAAACAAAAAGCCGCAUGUCCUGUGACCAAGCAUGAACUGUACGUGGUUUCUUAUUCCUAAUUUAAUUACGUAUCCCCCCCCCCUCCCCCGUGUUGGAGUAUAAAUUAACUUCAUGGAUGUUUUUUUUUCUACAACAAAUAAGCCAGUUUUUCUGCACUGAGCAGAGCACAGCUACCUCAAUAUGUUAUUUUUUUGCUCAUCUCUAGAUGCUUUUCCUAAAUGAUAAUGCUGAAGCGUAACAUCUGAGGUGUGCCCCUAUUUGCUUGUGCAGAAAACAAAGACUAGUCCUUUUCAUUCCCUGUAACAUUUUAAGGACACAUUUAGUUUGUACUGAAUUGUGAUGCUCAUUAGCUUUAUUUGUUUUGCUGUGCAGAUGGAACUGGUUGGGGAUGCUUUUUGUGAACUUCCAUCUCCAUGGCAUUUGAUUCAAAGGACAUUAACAUUAAAGAAAAAAAAUACUAAUACAAUAAGAACUCCAAAUCAUCUUGGAUUGCAAAUAAGUAAACAAUGUUUUUUACUUUAAGGAAAAAUACACUCUUGAACCCUUUGAAUCAAAGUGUUUUCUGUCUUUAUUUAAUAUUGUUCAGGUCAGUGGUUACACUUCAUUUGCAGACUUUUUUUUAUUUACAUUUUAUAAGUGCAUCUGAUACUUGAAUACAAAUCAUUUCAGACAUAUGAAUGCUUUAGGUUCCUUAACAUGAUAGGCAGGGAAGCAGGAUUUAUGUAUAUUUGACAUUUGCAGGUUUUAAUAAUGAGUCUUAGUCUUAGAACCGAACUUUGCAGUGCUGUGCACACCUUUGCUUUGAGGCGAUCAGCUGCACUAAUCGCAUCGGUUUGAUCUGGAAAUGUUCAUGUGUGAGGAAAACUGUUAAAGGCAUGUUUUCUGGGUUUGUUCACACUGUGUGUUUGUGUUCCACUUAACUGUGUGCUUCCUUCCUCAUUGCCUUCCAUUGGCUCGCCUGUCACUAAAGCUGGCUCUCAUAAAACCCUUAAUAUAAUUUCGGAGCGACCUCAGGCUCCUGGAGUGCUCACCCUAUAACAUCACACACCUCAGGCACCACAAUGACCAGCAAGCAGUGUGUGUACCACUAGUCAGACAAAAGAACAUUCUCACAAAAAAGAGACCAACCACACACGAGGGUGAACUUUGAGUGCUUGGGCUGGACACACGGCUCUCAGCCCUACGUGCCACAACACACAACCACAUACACCUAUACCUCUGUGUGCAGAUGCUAUAUCAAUAUGAUGCUAUUCCAGUUUUGUGUGCCAGGAAGUUCUCCAACACCCUCAGCGUUCCUUUUUGCAUGAAGAACCUGUUUCCGACGUUCAUGGUAACUUAGAUAAUUGUAGAAACACUGGGUUAAAUGGUCUUAGCUGUACAUCAGUGUAUAGAAGUCAUGCAUGCGUUUCAGCUGUAUGUAGGCUUUGCAGUUUGUAUUUAUAGAUUCUAAUGUAUAAUAAUCAAAUGACAUUAAGAUGGAUAUAUCAGACAUUGAGAAGUCACUGUUUUUAUCAACUGUUCAGUCAUUUGCACAAUAUUAGACGGCGAAAAUGACUUGUACUGAACUUGACGGUUUUUUAUUUUGAUCGUUUCACGCUAUUUUUCAGUGAAGAGCAGUCCCUCUUCCAUUUACUUUGUUAGUAAGUUACACUGAGGACAACAGACUGACGCGUCGGUUCACUGGUAAUCCUGCAAUACAACAGUGUUCUUCUGUUUUCUGAUUGCCUAUGCGUUAUAAUCAUGUAUCUUUAUCAACUGCUGUAAAACUGUGAUCUAACAUGAGGGGCGCUUGUGCUGCCUCCUCCUUGACAUCUGGUCGAAGAACAAUAUUAUUCAUAUGUAAAAAAGACUAUCAUUAUUUAAGGUUAAUAAUGAUUGUACAUGCAUUGCUGAGGUUGUGUUUUCUGGUAAAUAAAAUAUAGUAUUUGAA
Molecule: messenger RNA, 6325 nt
Organism: Betta splendens (Siamese fighting fish)
Lineage: Eukaryota; Metazoa; Chordata; Actinopteri; Anabantiformes; Osphronemidae
Gene: atp2a2b
Product: ATPase sarcoplasmic/endoplasmic reticulum Ca2+ transporting 2b
Exons: 24
Coding region: 549-3677 (1042 amino acids)
Biological process (GO): calcium ion transmembrane transport; intracellular calcium ion homeostasis
Cellular component (GO): membrane
Molecular function (GO): P-type calcium transporter activity; ATP hydrolysis activity; ATP binding
Source: RefSeq, a predicted model, not a curated record